CCGAGAUGGAUGUCGCUCUCGGGGCAGAGCUAUCGAGCGGACGUGCCGCAAGGUCAGCCGCCAGGAACGCGCUUUCACGUAACGAUUUCAGUGGUUAACUGUCAUUUUCCUGGAGAGUGAAAAAGACUGUUGAAGAGGUGACUUUAUGAACUGGAAAGAGGUGCCGAUGGACAGGAGAGCACACAGGACAGAUGGGUCUUAUUCUCGACAGACAAAACCCAUGCAGAUCCAUCCCCACAAUGGCAAUGCAUAAAACUGGAUGCAAGUCCUACAGAAAGCAGCUAAACGUCUCCACGCUUCUGUAGACCUAAGAAAACACUCCCAAAAUAAGGAGGAGUAUGAUUUGUUACCUAUUGCAAGCAGUCCUGGGCACAACAGUGAUCCCAUUAUGUGGGCCUGGUGAAAUGGAGAACUGCACAACAGCUCUAAUCCAGACAGAGAACAGUCCACGUGUGGCUCAAGUUGGGAUAACUAGAUGCAAGCCUGAAAUGAAGGACUACUGCUUCCACGGACAGUGCGUGUACAUAGUGGACUUGGAUGAGCACUAUUGCAGGUGUGACGUAGGCUUCUCUGGCGUGCGAUGUGUGCAUUCAGAACUUGUCAGACAACCCCUCAGUAAGGAGUACGUGGCACUGACAGUUAUCGUAGUUCUGCUUUUCCUCAUCGCCAUCUCUAUUGCAAGCUACUACAUCUGGAGAAGGUACCGAAGCAAGAAGAGACAAACGAACGCCAGCGAAUACAAGGAGGUUGGUGCCCUGUAGAAGAAACGGUGACUUCCUACAGUGUUCCGUUCAUGUGGAUGGACUCAGUGGCUUCCCGUCUAUUUAAAUGUUAUUUUUAUUAACAAUAUUUACAAUAUUUAUAUCCUUUUAAAAAUUUCAAUUGUUUGGUGAUACAAUCAGUAUAGGUCAAGCAUUUUAUUUUCAGUGUUUUAUUUUUUUAUUAAAUAAUAUUUCCUAAUGAGAACCCCUCCUAAGUGGUUCUGUGGGAUAGAGAUAUAUUUUUAUAAAGACUCAUCUUCUUACUCUGAAGAGUAAUUUUAUAUUUAUUCUUGUGAAUAUGCUCAAAACAAUUCUAAUCCUUGAAAUAAAAGUUCUAGACAAACUCAAAA
Molecule: messenger RNA, 1111 nt
Organism: Gymnogyps californianus (California condor)
Lineage: Eukaryota; Metazoa; Chordata; Aves; Accipitriformes; Cathartidae
Gene: EREG
Product: epiregulin
Exons: 8
Coding region: 339-761 (140 amino acids)
Biological process (GO): positive regulation of mitotic nuclear division; positive regulation of cell population proliferation; epidermal growth factor receptor signaling pathway
Source: RefSeq, a predicted model, not a curated record